Molecule: messenger RNA, 668 nt
Organism: Fundulus heteroclitus (mummichog)
Lineage: Eukaryota; Metazoa; Chordata; Actinopteri; Cyprinodontiformes; Fundulidae
Exons: 5
Coding region: 1-633 (210 amino acids)
Source: RefSeq, a predicted model, not a curated record
AUGCUUGCAGUAAUUAUUGUGUCUGUGCUGCAGAUUUCUUCUCUUCUGAAAAGAGUCGUCGAGGAGGUAGACGAUGCUGUCCAAUUGCUGGGCUCUCAGGUAUGUUCCAGAUUAAAUACAGCGUGUUUGUUCUUUUACCGUAAUAUUAGAGGCAGUGAUUGUAUUUUUUAUGUAUUUAACUUGCAGCUGAGAAGGACCAUUGUCAGUGUGGCAUUGUGGGAUGGGGGCGUCAGCGCUAAUCAGAGAAAGACGUGCCCAUGCAUACACACAGAAAGCGAGGGAGAGCUAAAGCUUCAGAGAGCCGUACUGAUUCACACUCUGCAGGAGUCCUUGGGUGAGCUGAUGGAACAGAAACAUUGGUACAGGGAAAGAGAUGACUUCACUGUCACUCUUCAGGCGACCCCUCUCAUCAGAGGCCUGUCAUCUACUGGAAAGCCAAUUGGGGAGUUUGAAUCCUCGAAGCACACUGAUGAACUGAUGCUGAAGUUGUGGAGAAACUUGUUGCAGCCCAGGGUCGACCAACAUCAUCCAGACCAUGAGAGAAGCAUCAUUACAUUGCUUUGCCCGACCGAGGUUAGUAUAAAUGCAGAAGGUCCACACAAACAGUAUUGCAAGCAGUUACUAGUGGCAUGAAAUGAUCUUUCUUUCUCAUUUUCCCUCACUCCAUU